Messenger RNA from Cetraspora pellucida, 135 nucleotides. NCBI's taxonomy places the organism in Eukaryota, Fungi, Glomeromycota, Glomeromycetes, Diversisporales, Gigasporaceae. The record is from the annotation of a GenBank genome assembly.
AUGUGUAAUAAUCAAAUAGAAAUCGCAGAAGGUGAAGUGAAUAGAGAAUACAAUGAAGUAGCAAUUCCUUAUACUGGUACUCUUCCUAUAAUGUCAGUUGAGGAUUGUCUUAAAAUUGAACAAGGAGCUAAAUAG